This is a messenger RNA of Serinus canaria (Common canary), 3158 nucleotides long. RefSeq names its product solute carrier family 35 member E4 (gene SLC35E4). Bases 322 to 1350 code for a protein of 342 amino acids. The record is from RefSeq and is a predicted model, not a curated record. Gene Ontology annotation, molecular function: antiporter activity. Gene Ontology annotation, cellular component: Golgi apparatus. Lineage: Eukaryota; Metazoa; Chordata; Aves; Passeriformes; Fringillidae. The transcript is spliced from 2 exons.
CGCCGUGCCCCGCCCGCCCGGCAGUGACGCGCUGGCCUCGCAGGGCGGAGCCUCCGCCCUCCGCUCCCGCCAUCACCAAACUUUCCACCCGCCCCGGUCGCCGCCGCCGCCUCCCGGCACAUGGCACCGCCAGCCCGGCGCUGAGCCCCGCCAGCAUCCCCGGCUGGGGCAGCGCCACCGCGGGGAGCGGGGACAGCGCGGGAGCGGGGACAGCGCGGCCGCCGCCGCGCCAGCGCCGCUGUCACCGGCACCCACCGCAGGGCUCUCGGGAGGACGGGGCAGAGCGGCGAGGGGCGGCCGGAGGCAGCGGAGCCGGUGCUCAUGUGCCCGCGGUCGCGGCGGGGCGAUGAAGCCGCGAUGAGCGCGGCGGGCGCGGGCACCGUGCGGCCCUGGAAGCCCGACCCGGGGCAGGCGGACGUGGGGCGGCCGCCCGGGCCGGCGCUGCCGCUGACCCUCAGCGUGCUGGCCUGGCUGGGCACCGGCACCACCAUGGCCGGCCUCAACAAGUGGAUCUUCGCGGCGCACGGGUUCCGCUACCCGCUGCUGCUCUCGGCGCUGCACAUGCUGUCCGGCGUGGCCGUGGGGUACCCGCUGGGCUGGGCACGGGCACCGGGCCCCCGGCCCCGCGCCAGGAUCUACCUGCUCAGCCUCACCUUCUGCACCAGCGUGGCUCUGGGCAACCUGGGCCUGAGCUACGUGCAGCUGGACGUGGCACAGGCCGUGGCCACCACCACGCCGCUGGUGACGCUGCUGCUGGGGCUGCUGGGGGGCCGGCGGCCGCACCCGCUGCAGUUCUGGGCCAUGGGGCCGGUGUGCGCCGGGGCCGCCUGCAGCAUCGCCGGCGGGCUCUGCUUCUCCCAGCCCGGCUGCGGCUUCCUCCUGGCCGCCACCGUGCUCCGCGCCCUCAAGUCCAUCCAGCAGAGUGUGCUGCUGCAGGAGGACCGUCUGGACGCGGUUUCCCUGCUCGGCCUGACAUCCCUGCCCAGCUUCGUGCUGCUGUUUGGGGCAGCUGUGGCGCUGGAGCUGGGCCCCUCGUGGCAGGGCGUCCUUCGCCCCGACGCCGCACUCUGGGGCUGCGUCCUGCUCAGCUGCCUGGGCUCCGUCCUCUACAACCUGGCCACCUCCUGCCUCCUGUCCCUCACCUCGGCCCUCACGCUGCACCUCCUGGGCAGCCUCACUGUGGUGGGCAACCUGCUGCUGUCGUGGCUGCUGUUCGGCACGCGUCUGGGUGCGCUGGGCUACGCCGGCGUGGCGCUGACGCUGGCGGGGAUGGUGCUGUACCACCAGCCCCGGCUCCUGGGCGCCUGCUGGGGCCUGUGCGGGCUGCGGCAGCACCCGCGCCACCAGUAGGGACCCGCGGGGGGUCGGGGCCGGGAGGGCUCUGGGGGAGAGCUGUGCAUGUGUGCCAGUGUGUGUGUGUCACACGUGCACGUGUGUGCCAGGGUCUGUGACACCGUGCACGUGUGUGUGACACCGUGCAUGUGUGUGCCAGGGUCUGUGACACCGUGCACGUGUGUGUGACACCGUGCACAUGUGUGCCAGGGUCUGUGACACCGUGCACCUGUGUGUGACACCGUGCACAUGUGUGCCAGGGUCUGUGGCACUGUGCACGUGUGUGCCAGUGUGUGUGUGUGUGACACCGUGCACAUAUGUGCCAGGGUCUGGGACACUGUGCAUGUGUGUGACACUGUGCACGUGUGUGCCAAGGUGUGUGACACUGUGCAUGUGUGUACCAAGGUGUGUGUUACUCUUCUGUGCACACGUGUACCAGUGUGUGUGUGACACUGUGUACACAUGUGCGACUGUGUGUAACUCUGUGCACGUGUGCCAGCGUGAGUGACUCUGUGCACGUGUGUGCCAGUGUGCGUAACUCCUCUGAGCAGUGUGUGCCAGUGUGAGUGAUUCUGUGCACGUGUGCCGGUGUGCAUGGCUCUGUGUGCACACACAGCUGCUGAGGUGCACACGUGAGCCAGUGUGCCUGGCUGUGUGCGUGUUGUGUUUUCUGGUGUGCCCAGAAGUGAGUGUACACACCCUGCUUUGCACAGUGUCCAGGUGUGCUGGUGUGCGCAGCACUGUACACAUGGACGUGCUGACAUGCACACGUGAUGUGUGCACUGCUGUGUGCACAUGUGUAGAAUUGCACACUCUUGGGUGUGGGUGGGUCUGUGCACAGCUCUGUGCUUGUGAGUGUGCACAGGCUCAGCAGGUGUGAGCAUGGCCCUGUGUGGGACAUGCCUGUGUUGAUGUGUAUGACACUGCACACAUAGGUGUGCACAGCUCUGUAUGCAUGUGUCAGUGUGCAUGUGUUGGUGUGCAGGUGUUGGUGUGCAAGCAGGUCUCGUGCUUGUGGGCACGUGCGCAUUGCCCCAGGCUGUGUACAGGUGUGUACACAGGUGUGUGGCACACGUGUGCUGCUGUGUGCAGGCUGGGCGUGAACAGCUCUGUGUGUGUGUGCAGGUGUGUGCUGCUGGCAGGUACCACUGUGCACUGGCUCUGCACAUGUCCCUGGUGUGCACACACGGCCUGGGCAUGCCCAGGGACAUGGCUCUGGACACAGCUCUGGAUACACAGCUCUGUGUAUCCAGCUGCUGUCCCACCUGGGCAGACAGACAUGGCUGUGUGUCUGUGUGUCUGUAUGUGUGUGUCACUACUGAGCUCUGCUGGCUGGAGUGGCCCCUGGCUCUCUGUGUACACUCGGUUCUUGUGGCCGAACUGAAUGCCCAGGACAGGGCGGGUGUGUCCCCUCUCCUGUCCCCAUCCCCACCGUGUCGUGACAAUUCCACGGGGCUGCCAGUGGUGCUGCCGAUGUUGUCUUUGACCCCACCACGCCCCUCAGCCCCCACAGCUGUCCCCACCCCUCCCAGCUCGCUGCAGACUGGCAUCCGUGGCAGAGAUGGUGAGAGCCCAGCCGAGGGCACGGGAGCAGCCUGGACCAGCUGCCAUCGCUCCAGGACAGUGGUGGGCUGUGACACGGGACAGUGCUGGGCUGUGACACAGCACAUGCUCGCCACGGCAAAGGGACAACCCGGUGUGUGUCCCUGGCACCGCUGCCGGGUCCGUGGUGGCCAUUGCCACACUUGUAUCUCCACGCCGGGGCCGAAGGACCCAGCUCCAAUUGCACUUGUCCCAAAAUAAAGCUCUAUUUUUGUUGUACUCCA